This is a messenger RNA of Rhinolophus ferrumequinum (greater horseshoe bat), 1223 nucleotides long. RefSeq names its product chromosome 17 C3orf62 homolog (gene C17H3orf62). Lineage: Eukaryota; Metazoa; Chordata; Mammalia; Chiroptera; Rhinolophidae. The transcript is spliced from 4 exons. The record is from RefSeq and is a predicted model, not a curated record. The coding region runs from base 138 to 920 and encodes 260 amino acids.
AGUACCUUGGCCCAUCCACCGCUUUCUCUCCAUGUUGGCUUGAAACCUGGAACCUUCUUGGGAGUUUGUCAAGCCUAGUAAGGGCUCCCUAUCUUGCCGACUUUUGCUGAGAAGUGAGGUACCAGUCUUUCCCUUCCAUGACCUCUGGGAAAAUGUCUGAAAAACUGAGAAGAUGCAGGAAAGAGCUGACUGCAGCCAUCGAUCGGGCCUUUGAAGGAGUCAGCGAUUCCCAGGAGUCCCCUGGCCGGUCGUGGCUGGAGCCCGACACCGCGCCCCUCUCCUUCCGCCGCCCGGUGCGCGGGCUGCUCUGCCCGAGGCACCCGCUGGCAGCCUGCUCAUCUCCUGCUCCUUUCGCUCCUGUCCCGUGUACUCCCGAGAACGAGAGCCCUUCCUUUGCACCAAACCCUGCUCCAAUGAGUGCAAAGCCACAUGCUUUGUGCCCCCAAAGAAAACCUCUUACCAGCAAGGAAAACGUAUUGCUGCAUCCCUGCAUUUUGGCACCUGAAAGACAGUUUUGGAGGGCGGCAGGCGAUGGGGACAACUGGAGAAAAGACGGUCUGAGGAAGGAUACGGAGAAAGAUUUGAAGGUUGACUCAAACGUACCACUCAGCAAUUCUGGCCAAGAGGUCACAGGGGACGUGCUUGAAAUGAUCGACCAUACAAGCAUCCGAACUAUUGAAGAAUUAGCUGGAAAACUAGAAUUUGAAAACCAGUUGAACCAUGUGUGUGGUCGCGGUGAAGAUUUGCCCUUCAAGGAGGAAGCCUGGGCCCUGCUCAUGGACGAGCGCCCGCAGACGGCCUCUGAGGCCCACGCUGGCAGCCUCAGGCAGGCUUUCGACGAUCACAGUGUCAUCGAGACAGUUCUGGAUUUGGAAGAGGACUACAAUCUGAUGACGUCUUUUAAAUACCAAAUCGAGUAAGGACAGUGGCUUUAGCUUUGAUUCUUUGCAGCAGGAGGCGGAGGCUGACAUUAAAAGCAUCUGCACAGUUGUCAACAGAGGCCACGUUUUUCAAAGGGUUGACAGUCCCUGAAUUACCACACGCUUGGUAACUUGCAGUCUUGUCCCUUUUGAGCUGAGAGACCUUUUUUUAAAUUCUGUUGGCUUUGAAAUGUUUCUUACGGUUGAUUUUUUUUUCAUUUUUCGUGACAUCUGUUUUUUUUUUUUGAUUGAUGUUCAAUAUACCCAGUACUCAAGGCAGGUGCAAACCAUGGGCCUCGGCCC